Messenger RNA from Exophiala dermatitidis NIH/UT8656, 990 nucleotides. Its product is annotated as MC family mitochondrial carrier protein. The transcript has a single exon. The coding region runs from base 1 to 990 and encodes 329 amino acids. Gene Ontology annotation, biological process: carnitine transmembrane transport; mitochondrial transport. Gene Ontology annotation, cellular component: mitochondrial envelope. Lineage: Eukaryota; Fungi; Ascomycota; Eurotiomycetes; Chaetothyriales; Herpotrichiellaceae. Gene Ontology annotation, molecular function: O-acyl-L-carnitine transmembrane transporter activity. The record is from RefSeq and is a predicted model, not a curated record.
AUGGCUCCUACAGCCGUGCCCACGUCGGUGGAGGAGCUUCCCUCCAAAGAAGAGGUCAAGGAGCAAGUCAAGGAGACAGCAAAGGGCGCCGUGUCCGGGCUGAGAUCACUAGCAGCGGGCGGUGUGGGCGGUGUUUGCGCCGUGAUUGUCGGACAUCCCUUCGACCUGGUCAAGGUGCGGUUACAGACGGCCGACAAGGGGGUGUAUACGGGUGCGAUUGACGUGGUGAAGAAGACGAUUGCACGGGAAGGACUGGCUCGGGGUCUGUAUGCGGGUGUGUCGGCGCCGCUGGUGGGCGUGACUCCCAUGUUUGCCGUCAGCUUCUGGGGAUACGACAUGGGCAAGCGACUGGUCGACACGUUUACGACGGUCCCCGUGGUCAACAACACGCCGCAGUAUAGCAUCGGACAGAUAUCCGCGGCGGGGUUCUUCUCCGCUAUUCCCAUGACCCUCAUCACUGCCCCCUUUGAACGCGUCAAGGUCCUCCUUCAGAUCCAGGGUCAGAAACAGCUGGCCCCCGGCGAGAAACCGAAAUACAGCGGUGGCAUCGAUGUCGUGCGCCAAUUAUACAAGGAGGGCGGGAUCCGGUCCGUCUUUCGCGGAAGCGCAAUGACUCUGGCUCGCGACGGGCCUGGCUCCGCCGCUUACUUUGCCGUCUACGAGUAUGUCAAGCGCAGUCUGAGUCCCAAGGACAAAGAUGGAAAUGCCACAGGCGAGCUCAGUCUUCCUGCUGUCAUGACGGCUGGUGGUGCGGCUGGUGUCGCCAUGUGGAUUCCCGUCUUCCCCGUCGAUACUAUCAAGUCCAGACUCCAGUCGGCUGAAGGCCGGCCCACCAUCAGUGGCACUAUCAGUAGUGUCUACCGGAGUGGAGGUAUCAAAGCCUUCUUUCCGGGUUUCGGCCCUGCACUGGCCAGAGCUGUCCCGGCCAAUGCGGCCACGUUUGUUGGAGUGGAAUUGGCCCACAAGGCUAUGAACAAGAUGUUUGGGUGA